Messenger RNA from Plasmodium cynomolgi strain B, 1833 nucleotides. RefSeq names its product tryptophan-rich antigen. Bases 1 to 1833 code for a protein of 610 amino acids. The record is from RefSeq and is a predicted model, not a curated record. The transcript is spliced from 2 exons. NCBI's taxonomy places the organism in Eukaryota, Apicomplexa, Aconoidasida, Haemosporida, Plasmodiidae.
AUGGAAGGAAAGGCACUGCAGAAUAGCAAAUUCGAUGCACUCAACCUGGCCGCUCCCAUCUUAAAUGAGGGAAUAAAUGUCGGCAAAAGACUAAUAGGAAAGCUUAACGGGCCGACAAGCGCUGAUCUAGUGUUAGUAGUGACGUUUUUCACUCUGUAUAGGCUAUAUAAUCACUUUAAAAAAAUGAAGAUCCUGCAGCCACGAGAAAACCACGAAAUAAUCUACAACACGCUGAAAACUCUAGAUGGAGAUCUCAGCACGGAAGAGAAAAUUCAAAAGCAGCUAAGGGCAGUAGAAAAUCAUAACAAAAAAGUACAAAGAUUACAGGAUUGGUUUAAAGAUGUAGAAAAGAGAAUAAAAACACAAAGGAGAAAGAUAGAUUUAGCAACAGGAAGAGCCAAAAGUGAUGAUUUGAUAAGAAGAGCAAAACAAAGAUCACAAUAUAUAAUCACAGCGGGACAAGAAAUAGCGUUAGAAGAUAAGGAAGAAAAAGAAAUAAUGGAAAAUGGAGUUAAAAAAAUCCAAAACGGGUUACGCAUAAUAGAAGAAUUGAUUCAAAAACUUGAUGACGGCACAGGGAAAAUUCCGAAAGACAAUUUAGGAUCAUAUAGGCAAGAAAUAGAAAUCCCUGAAGAUAAAAUUGCAGAAUUUGAUCAAGGCCUAGAAUUAUUCGAAGAAGGCUUAAAACUAAUUGAAGCUCGCGUACAGAACACUGCAGGAGAUGAUGAAAUAGAAGAAAUAAAAAUAGAACUAGAAGAAAAUAACGAAGAAGAGCAAGAUGGGGAUAAUUCAUCUCCCUAUUUAUAUUCCCAAGAUGAAGUUGUACAAGAACCACUUUUAGCAUCGGAGCUGAAAGCAUACAAAGGGAAGAUGGCGCAAGUAGAAGACUGGAUAAACGAUAUAGAUCAAACGAUAAGAAAUGAAGCAAUGAAGAUAAAGGAAGGAGUAGAAGCGGAAAUUAAACCACCCGAAUCAUAUGCACAAGACGCAGGAAAGACAAUGGGGCAAGUAGAAAAAAACACAGUGAAAGAAGAAACACAUGAUAAUGAAUAUGAACAAGAACAAAACCUGGAAGAAGAACCAAAUGGCGAAUUGACAGAAGAGUGGAAAGCUAAGGAAUGGACAAAAUGGAUGAACAAUACAGAAAAAGAGUGGGGAAAUUUUACACAAUCCUUUGAACAUUAUAAGCAAAAGUGGAUUGAAAAAAAGGAAAGUGAAUGGGAAGAAUGGCUCAGAAAUAUUCACUACAAUUGGGUUGGAUUUACAAACAAAUUGGAAGAAGAUUAUAUAAACGAUAAAGCAAACGCUUGGACGAAAUGGAAUGAAAAGGAAUGGAAAGGAAUAAUCGAAAUGGAGUGGAAAAGGCCUAUGAAAGUAAAGUGGACAAAAUUGGUAAAAAAAAAUGAAGAAAUUUGGGGAGAUAAGUUUUUUAAUUAUUGGGAUGAUUGGAAAGGUAAAAAAUGGAACGAAUGGAAAAAUAAAAACUGGAAAAAAACAGAAGAGGAAAAGUGGAAUAAUUUCGAAAAAUGUAAAGAUUUAAAUAAUGACGAAAAAUGUAAAGAUUUAAAUAAUGACGAAAAAUGUAAAGAUCUAAAUAAUGAUGAAAAUUGGAAGGAAUGGAAAAAAAGAUUGUUAAGAGAAAAAAAGGAAUGGGAAAAUUGGGUCAACAAAAAAGAAGAUGUCCUAAUGGAUGCAGAAGAAACAUACUGGAAAAAGUGGAAAGAAUACAAGUGGAACUACCUGAAUGAAUGGAUGAAGCAAGUGGAAGUGGAAUGGUUAAAGUCCAAACCGUGGGAAGUCUUAAAGCAGGUAAGGAGCGAUUCCUACGAAUAA